CCGCUGCUGCUGCUGAGCUGCUGCGGGGCCGACGAAGAGGUGCUGAUGAACACCAAGCUGGAAACAUCCGACCUCCGAUGGACAAAUCAUCCUGCCGAUGACCCAGAGUGGGAAGAACUGAGUGGACUGGACGACGAGUCCAACAGUGUGCGGACCUAUCAGAUCUGCACGCCCAACAGUCCGUCCUCCUAUUGGCUGAGGACACGCUGGAUCCGCCGGAGGGCAGCGACCACGCUCUACGUCGAGAUCCGGUUCACCAUGAUGGAGUGUUCCGGUCUGAACCAGCGUCACUGUAAAGAAACCUUCAACCUUUACUACUACCAGUCGGACACCGAUGAGGCCACGCCCACUCAUCCGGCCUGGAUGGAGAACCCGUACACCAAAGUCGCCACGGUCGCUGCCGACUACCUGCUGCAGAGCGGUGGCGAGCGCCGUGCCGGUGAGCGGCGCUAUAACGUUAAACUGCUGCGCCUGGAGCAGCUGCGAGGGGCGGGGUUCUACCUGGCCUUCCAUAGCCAGGGCGCCUGCAUGGCCCUGCUGUCUGUACGGGUCUUCUACAGGAAGUGCCCGCCCCUUCGUCGCGCCUUCGCCUCCUUCCCUGAAACCAUCCCACACUCUCUGGUGGAGCAGGCUCAGGGUGUGUGUGUGGAGAAUGCCGUCACGCCGCCCGGAGAGCAGUCACGACCUCCCAGCAUGCUUUGCGGUGAAGAUGGUCAGUGGGUGGGACAGCCGACGUCCAGCUGCGCCUGUCGCCCCGGAUACGAGGCGGGUGAGACCGAUGUGUGGUGUCGAGCCUGUCCGUCAGGUCAGUUUAAGGCGGGGUUGGGUCCUGGGGGGGGUAGCCAGUGUCCAGCCUUUAGCAAGACGCCGAUCCCAUUUCCGUGUCUCUCUGGUUACCAUGGAGCCGCCUCCGCCCCGCCACACGCUGCCUGCACCCGCCCCCCCUCUGCUCCGCGCUCCAUCGUGAGCCAGAUCAACGACACCACGCUGACUCUGGAUACCACAGCCAAGGGACUGGUCAACUCCUGUUCUGCAUGUGAUGACAGCGUUCUGUACCGGCCGGCGCAGCGAGGGCUGACACAGCGGCGGGUCGUCGUCUGGGGGCUCCACCCACAAACCAAGUACAUCUUCACCGUCCAAUCACUCAAUGGCGUCUCUUCGCUCAGCCAGUCAGAACCAGCCUCUGACAGGGUCAAUAUCACCACCAGCAGAGAUGUUCCUCCUCCAGUGUCCGGAGUGAGGAGGGCAGCGGCCUCAGAGACCAGUCUGUCUUUGGAGUGGAAUGUCCCAGUUCUGCAGAACCAGUACCACAUCCUGGACUACCAGCUCCGCUACAGCCCCAGGGAUGGUGAGGAGGCGGGUCAGUGGCAGUACGUUUCCACCAGGUCUUCUUCGGUGGUGCUGACGGGGCUGCAGCGGGCGGUGCAGUACCAGGUGCAGGUCCGUGUUCGCUCGCAGGCUGGAUACGGCUUGUUCAGCGCGCCAGUCAGCUUCAGCACCAAACCUGAUGGGGGGGGUCACUCUCAGCUGCUGCUGACAGGAGUGCUCGUCGCCAUGGGGAUACUGCUGCUCAUCGCCGUGGCGAUAGUCGCUGUGUACUGUUACCGGAGAAAGAACAGCUCCGAGGUCGCCGACAGGACCGGACACUACCAGAUGGGACAGACGAUGAAGGUGUACAUCGACCCGUUUACCUACGAGGACCCCAACGAGGCAGUGAGGGAGUUUGCCAAAGAGAUCGACGCCUCCUUCGUGAAGAUAGAGGAGGUGAUCGGCGCAGGUGAGUUUGGUGAGGUGUGCCGUGGUCGGCUGAGGAUUCCGGGCAGGAAGGAGAACUACGUGGCUAUCAAGACUCUGAAGGGCGGCUACACGGAGAAGCAGAGGCGGGACUUCCUGUCGGAGGCAUCCAUCAUGGGUCAGUUCCAGCACCCCAACAUCAUCCACCUGGAGGGUGUCAUCACCACUUCCUGUCCUGUCAUGAUCCUCACCGAGUUCAUGGAGAACGGAGCGCUCGACAGCUUCCUGAGGCUGAAUGACGGACAGUUCACCACCAUCCAGCUGGUGGGGAUGCUGCGUGGGAUUGCAGCAGGGAUGAAGUACCUGUCCGACAUGAGCUUUGUCCACCGAGACCUAGCAGCUCGCAACAUCCUGGUCAACUCCAACCUGGUCUGCAAGGUGUCUGACUUUGGUCUUAGCAGAUUCCUGACUGAAAACUCUUCGGACCCGACAUACACCAGCUCCCUGGGAGGGAAGAUUCCCAUUCGAUGGACGGCUCCGGAGGCCAUCGCCUACAGGAAGUUCACGUCAGCCAGUGACAUAUGGAGUUACGGCAUCGUCAUGUGGGAGGUGAUGUCAUAUGGAGAACGACCGUACUGGGACAUGAGCAACCAGGAUGUGAUUAACGCCAUUGAGCAGGACUACCGGCUGCCCCCGCCCCCUGAGUGCCCCGCCUCCCUGCACCAGCUCAUGUUGGACUGUUGGCAGAAGGAACGAGCCAACCGGCCGAGGUUCUGCGACGUGGUGGCAGCACUUGAUAGGCUGAUUCGCAACCCGGCAUCCCUGAAGGUGACGCACCCAGAGGCACCGAGCCCGUCCCACCCUCUGUUGGACCUGCGAGUGCCCCCUCCCCUGUCAGCCUGCGGCUCGGUAGCCAUCAAGAUGGAGCGAUACGAGCAGAGCUUCCUGCAGGCCGGGUUCACCAGCCUGGACAUCGUCUCACAGCUCAACACCGAAGACCUGCUCAGAGUGGGCGUGACCCUCGCAGGCCACCAGAAGAAAAUCCUCUCCUCCAUUCAGACACUCAGGAUACACAAAGCUCCGCCCACCCUGCGCUACUGACCAGUCACGC
Messenger RNA from Monopterus albus (swamp eel), 2845 nucleotides. RefSeq names its product ephrin type-B receptor 4-like. Gene Ontology annotation, biological process: axon guidance; ephrin receptor signaling pathway; protein phosphorylation. Gene Ontology annotation, molecular function: ATP binding; transmembrane-ephrin receptor activity; protein binding. The record is from RefSeq and is a predicted model, not a curated record. Gene Ontology annotation, cellular component: dendrite; plasma membrane. NCBI's taxonomy places the organism in Eukaryota, Metazoa, Chordata, Actinopteri, Synbranchiformes, Synbranchidae.